Messenger RNA from Carassius carassius (crucian carp), 2032 nucleotides. RefSeq names its product melanocortin 3 receptor (gene mc3r). Gene Ontology annotation, molecular function: peptide hormone binding; melanocyte-stimulating hormone receptor activity. NCBI's taxonomy places the organism in Eukaryota, Metazoa, Chordata, Actinopteri, Cypriniformes, Cyprinidae. Bases 371 to 1348 code for a protein of 325 amino acids. Gene Ontology annotation, biological process: G protein-coupled receptor signaling pathway. The record is from RefSeq and is a predicted model, not a curated record. The transcript has a single exon. Gene Ontology annotation, cellular component: membrane.
AAAAUCUUGAGCAAACACACAAAGAGCAGGCGGAGGCUGUAUCUGCUGACGUACAGCCAGUGGCUGUGAGCGAGAAUCCGUUUGCUCCGAGCCUCUGAAUCACACAGCAUCUCUACAGAAGCAUCUCCAACAAACAGAAGAGCAGCAGAGGAUCUUUGAAAACAAACAAUUGUAGAACUGCAACAUUUGUUAACUACACCUUCAGCUUUCAGAUUCCUCUAUUUUUAUUUAUUCCAUUAUCUGAAUCUUUUUUUUUUUUUACUCUCUAUAAUUUUUCAGCUUUUUUUAAUAAUUUUUUUGUUUCCUCUGUAAUUUCCAUCCCUCAUCUGUUAUAUGUUCUUCCCCAUAUAUUUAUCUUUAAAAAAUCCUGAUGAACGACUCAUACCUGCAGUUUUUUAAAAGGCAGAAACCUGCAAACAGCACGUCUUUGCCUCCUAAUGGCAGCACCGUUGAUCCUCCAGCAGGGGCACUGUGUGAGCAGGUUCAAAUCCAGGCAGAGGUUUUUCUCACCCUGGGUAUUGUGAGUCUUCUGGAGAACAUCCUUGUCAUCUUGGCUGUGGUCAAGAACAAGAACCUUCACUCUCCGAUGUAUUUUUUCCUGUGCAGCCUGGCUGCCGCGGACAUGUUGGUGAGUGUUUCGAACUCUUUGGAGACCAUUGUCAUUGCCAUACUAAGCAGUCGCCUUUUGGUGGCCAGUGACCAUUUUGUGCGUUUGAUGGACAAUGUGUUUGAUUCAAUGAUCUGUAUAUCUCUCGUGGCAUCAAUCUGCAACCUCUUGGCGAUUGCCAUCGACCGCUACGUCACGAUUUUCUACGCUUUACGCUACCACAGCAUAGUUACCGUACGCAGAGCGCUGGUGGCCAUCGCUGCGAUCUGGUUGGUGUGUGUGGUUUGUGGGAUCGUCUUCAUAGUGUACUCCGAGAGCAAGACCGUGAUUGUUUGUCUGAUCACAAUGUUCUUUGCCAUGCUGGUGCUCAUGGCCACUCUCUAUGUACACAUGUUUCUUCUCGCCAGACUUCAUGUCCAGAGAAUCGCAGCAUUACCCCCAGCGGCUGCCGGUAACCCAGCCCCACGUCAACGCAGCUGUAUGAAGGGAGCCGUGACCAUCUCUAUCCUCCUCGGUGUGUUUGUGUGCUGCUGGGCACCAUUUUUCCUCCACCUCAUUCUGCUGGUGUCCUGUCCACACCAUCCGCUCUGCCUCUGCUACAUGUCUCACUUCACCACGUACCUGGUCCUCAUUAUGUGCAACUCUGUGAUUGACCCCCUCAUCUACGCCUGCCGCAGUCUGGAAAUGAGGAAGACCUUUAAGGAGAUACUGUGCUGUUUUGGCUGUCAGCCUCCACUUUAGACGGAUUUGAUAGGAGACUGAAUGUACAAAGAAAAAGUUUAUCUUGAUGUAAGAUGCCAAAGUAUGGUGGUCAUAAUGAGGUUACAUAUCAAGAGAUAAAGAUUUGGACAAAUGCAGACUCGUGGCACUCAGGAAAAAAAAUGGAAAUUUGCUGAGCACUAAAAAGGAUUUGGAAAGCACAGAUGAUGCAAGAAAAUCAGAGAACUGGGGAUGGGUCGAAUGUGACCUAUCGCUUGCUGAAAGGGCAAAUCAAUUAUGUGUUAGUUGUGUCUAUUAUGUGCAUUCAUUAUGCAGUGGGGUCUGACAGUAUGAAACUACACUGAAAAUCUAGGAUUUAAAAUCUCAUUAAAUCAAUGGACAGUUUUAGGAUUUAAGAUAAGAACAAAAUGUGUAAAAGAGAUGAUUAACAAUAAAAUAAAAUACUUAAAUUGCUGCAUUAUUUCUAAUUGCCAAUUCAAAUGAGUAAAUUAGUGACACUCAUCGUUUGAAUUUUUCAGAAGACAUUUUGGCAAAUCGGUGGUGAAUUUUUAAGAUCUUGUUUGUACAUUUACAUAUUAUCUGCUUAUGGCCCACUGAUGGUUAGGUUUAUGGGUGGAUCUUACCAGAAAUAUGAUGUACCAAUCAAAUUGUUAAAAAAAUCAAGUUUGCCAAAACCGUUAUCUCUUUGGAUCAUUUAAAUUUAUA